Molecule: messenger RNA, 3943 nt
Organism: Oenanthe melanoleuca
Lineage: Eukaryota; Metazoa; Chordata; Aves; Passeriformes; Muscicapidae
Product: hepatocyte nuclear factor 4-beta-like
Exons: 10
Coding region: 111-1484 (457 amino acids)
Biological process (GO): positive regulation of transcription by RNA polymerase II; anatomical structure development; cell differentiation
Cellular component (GO): nucleus
Molecular function (GO): zinc ion binding; nuclear receptor activity; nuclear steroid receptor activity
Source: RefSeq, a predicted model, not a curated record
UAAUGAUUUGUCAUCGCAAGGAGCGGGGUGUCUCUCUUUGCAGAGGAAACCUUGGCCGUGAUUGACAGUGGGGCUGUUUCUGCCACUUCCCUCGCUGUUGUCAAGUAAUAAUGAAGCUUUGUCAGUCCAUCAUGGACAUGGAUAUGCCAGAUUAUGUCGACUCCUUGGACUCCUCUUAUACCAUGCUGGAAUUCGACAACCUCCGCGUGCUCCCCAACAACACCGAGGCCAUCGCGGCCGAGUCCGCCAACGCCAGCCUGCUCCCCAACGGAGUCAACUCGCUGUGCUCCAUCUGCGGGGACAGGGCCACGGGCAAGCACUACGGGGCCUCCAGCUGUGACGGCUGCAAAGGCUUCUUCAGGAGGAGUGUCCGCAAGAACCACGUCUACUCCUGCAGGUUCAACAGACAGUGUGUGAUAGACAAAGACAAGAGGAACCAGUGCAGGUACUGCAGACUGAAGAAGUGCUUCAGAGCUGGCAUGAAGAAAGAAGCCGUGCAGAACGAGCGGGACAGGAUCAGCAUCCGCAGGAGCAGCUAUGAGGACAAUGGCUCUCUCUCCAUCAACAUCCUCACCCAGGCUGAGGCCAUGGCACAGCAGUAUUUAUCCCUGAGCCCCGUGCACAGCACAGACAUGUCCAUGAAGAAGAUUGCCACCAUCAACGAUGUGUGUGAGUCCAUGAAACAGCAGCUCCUGGUGCUGGUGGAAUGGGCAAAAUACAUCCCAGCCUUUUGUGAGCUCCCCCUCGACGACCAGGUUGCUUUGCUCAGAGCCCAUGCAGGGGAACAUUUGCUCCUCGGGGUAGCCAAGAGGUCCAUACCAUACACUGAUUUCCUGCUAUUAGGGAACGAUUUCAUCAUCCCCAUGCACUGCCCAGAGCUGGAAAUCGCUCGUGUGGCCACCAGGAUCCUGGACGAGCUGGUGAAGCCGCUGCGGGAGAUCCAGAUCGAUGACAACGAGUACGCCUGCCUCAAAGCCAUCAUCUUCUUCGACCCAGACUGCAAAGGGCUGAGUGAGCCUGGCAAGGUGAAGAACAUGCGCUUCCAGGUGCAGGUGAACCUGGAGGAUUACAUCAACGACCGCCAGUACGACUCGCGCGGCCGCUUCAGCGACAUCCUGCUGCUGCUGCCGCCCCUGCAGAGCAUCACCUGGCAGAUGAUCGAGCAGGUGCAGUUUGUCAAGCUCUUUGGGGUGGCCAGGAUCGACAGCUUGCUGCAGGAGAUGCUGCUGGGAGGAACCACUGCUGAUCUCCAGUACCAGUCAGCACCUCCCAACCUCAACCUGGAUCCACUGCCAGGACACGUCCUGCAAAGCAACAUGACCUCUGUGAUCCACGCUGCUCCAGACCCAUCUCCUGAGACAUCCCUUCCAUCUCCCUCUGCCAGCACAGGCAGUGAAGAUUACAAGCUAGGCUCUAGCGCAGGGCCCAGCACCGUAGUGCAGCUGCUGCCUCAGCCAGUGAUGCCCAAGCAGGAGAUUCUCUAGGGAGAGGAGCAGGAGCAGCUGGGGAAGCUGUGCUGACAGUGAAACGGGCACUUUCUCUUUGCAGAGGCCAAGCACAGCUCGCCCCUGCCCGCGGCCGGAGCCGCUGCCAGCCUCCCCCGCCCGUGAGCUCAGCAAGGGCCAGCCUGCAGAGGAGCCUCACGUGGGACCCCCACAGCACCCCUGGCACAGGGACUGGGGUCCAUGGACUCCUCAGUAAUGCCAGGACUGCCAGCUCUUCGGGUUCUCAGUGUUUGUGACAUUGCUCGGUGCCGCCGUGACCCUCUCGCCAUCCAUCCAUCCUCCAUCCAUCAUCCAUCCAUCAUCCAUCCAUCAAUCCAUCCAUCAAUCCAUCCAUCAUCCAUCCAUCCAUCAUCCAUCCAUCCAUCAUCCAUCCAUCAUCCAUCCAUCAUCCUCCAUCCAUCCAUCAUCCAUCCAUCAUCCUCCAUCCAUCAUCCAUCCAUCAUCCAUCCAUCCAUCCAUCCAUCCAUCCAUCAUCCAUCCAUCAUCCAUCAUCCAUCCAUCCAUCCAUCAUCCAUCCAUCAUCCAUCAUCCAUCCAUCCAUCAUCCUCCAUCAUCCACCCAUCAUCCAUCAUCCAUCCAUCCAUCCAUCCAUCAUCCAUCCAUCCAUCAUUCUCCAUCAUCCAUCCAUCCAUCCAUCAAUCCAUCCAUCAUCCUCCAUCCAUCAUCCAUCCAUCCAUCAUCCAUCCAUCAUCCAUCCAUCAUCCAUCCAUCCAUCCAUCAUCCAUCCAUCCAUCCAUCCAUCCAUCAUCCAUCCAUCAUCCUCCAUCCAUCCAUCCAUCCAUCCAUCAUCCAUCCAUCAUCCAUCAUCCAUCCAUCCAUCCAUCCAUCCAUCAUCCUCCAUCCAUCCAUCCAUCAAUCCAUCAUCCACCCAUCAUCCAUCAUCCAUCCAUCCAUCCAUCCAUCCAUCAUCCAUCCAUCCAUCAUUCUCCAUCAUCCAUCCAUCCAUCCAUCAAUCCAUCCAUCAUCCUCCAUCCAUCAUCCAUCCAUCCAUCAUCCAUCUAUCCAUCCAUCCAUCAAUCCAUCCAUCAUCCUCCAUCCAUCAUCCAUCAAUCCAUCCAUCCAUCCAUCCAUCCAUCCAUCCAUCCCAGUGCCUUGCACAGCUCCUGCUAUCCCCUCAUGCACACAGCCUGGCCUGAAUUGGAAUGAAAAAAUCUUUUCCCAUCACAAAUUUCAUUAAUUACACUCCCACUUCUCCUGUUAAGCUUUAGGAAAAAUAUCAUCAUAUUCCACCCAGAGGGGCCUUGUCCCAUCAUUUAAUGCUGCCCAGUUAUUUUUUUAUAAACAGAAACACCAACAUUUUGCUAUUUUUCAUAAUUUGAAGAGUCCAUUUGUGAGCCAGUGGACGGACUCUGCCCUGUGAGCACAUCUGACACCAGACAGCAGCAAAGAUCUCUGCCUCUCACCGUGGCUGCUGCUCUGCUAAACCCCAAAAUCAAGGCUGACUUAUCCCAACCCUGCUUUGUAUCUUCUGCAAACUUUUACUGCAAACAUUUUUGGAAGAAGUGCCCCAAAAUACCUUUUCCCAGUGCACAGACAUGAUUUUUCUGUAGUUUUGUAUUUCUCUGUAAUGUCUGCAAUGUGGCUCUAAAUUAGCCAAAAAAAGGAACAGGUAGGUCUGUGAACCACUUUUUAUAAAAAGAGUUUGUAUUUAAAACAAGGUGCUUCUGCCUUAAUGGAAAAUUUAAUCAUUUUACAUUAAAAAUGUAAAAUAGUUGAAUUCAAUAAGCCCAGUGGUGGGAUUAUUAAUUAAUUAAAUUAAAUAAACCCAGUAGUGACUAAAAAGCCUCAAGAGUUCCCAAAGUUGUGCUAUGGAGUUGAUUUGAAUGAAUGGGACUUUAUUAAACAGCAAAUUAUCAGAUUUCCACAGAACUUGAGCUCAUUUGUGCACCAACAAAACAUGAAACAGCCACUGAGGGAUGAGGAGUGGCAGUGGGACACGAUGAAUUCCUGGCUCUGCCCCUCUGCACAAACUGCCACCCCAGCCCUCCCUGCUGAGCUGUGGAGCCCAGAGGGGCUUUGGGGAGCAGCUGGAGAUGCUCAGCUGGAGGAAACAACCCAAGCAUUUAAAGGAGACUUUAAAUUCCCCAGCAGCAGGGGAAUCCCAGCCUUGCCAUUCUGCAGCACCAGGGAGAGCUGAAAACCAGCAGAGAGAGGCUCCAAUUUCACCUGGAUCAGAAUGUUUGCUUUUUCUCCUGCCUCUGAUGAAUUUGAUCUGGAAUUUUAUGCUGAUAACCCUGACUGGAACCAGCUCUGUCUGGAAAGCAGGUUCCACUGCAGGCAUUCCUGCUGCAAGACAGAUGCAAUUGUUCUGAGCCAGCAUUGCUUCCAGUGCCUCCAGCAGCUCCAUUCCAUUCCUCUUCCAGACAUCAAAUGUACAUUUAUGCUCAUUAAUGGUAAGAAAACAAAUCUAUGGGGGAAAUAAAUUACAUAUUCUCGUA